Molecule: messenger RNA, 2298 nt
Organism: Tachyglossus aculeatus (Australian echidna)
Lineage: Eukaryota; Metazoa; Chordata; Mammalia; Monotremata; Tachyglossidae
Gene: C1QA
Product: complement C1q A chain
Exons: 3
Coding region: 63-800 (245 amino acids)
Molecular function (GO): protein binding
Source: RefSeq, a predicted model, not a curated record
GAGGCCCUGACGGUGCUCCGGUGGCGGGGAGGCCCUGACAGUGCUUCAACGUCAGGGGCAGCAUGGGGUCUCAGGCCUGGCUGGCCGUUGCCCUGGUGGCUCUGCUCCUGGAAUCUGCUCUCCCGCAGGAGGUGUGCAGAGCUCCCGACGGGCAGUCGGGAAUCGUGGGAGCACCUGGGCUGAAUGGAAGACCAGGGCAGAAAGGUGACCAAGGUGAACCAGGCUUUGCCGGCAUUCGGACCGGGACCCAGGGCCCCAAAGGCGAUCAGGGGGAGAACGGUCUCCCAGGGAAGCCGGGAAAUCACGGCUACAGAGGACCCGACGGCCCGCCUGGACCCCCAGGGAUCCCUGGACGGAAGGGGACCAAGGGCGAACAGGGGACAGUCCAACAGCAGUCCUGGCCGGCCUUCUCUGCCGCCCGGAUGAAGCCCCUGUUGUCCAGUGGGAACGUGGUGAUUUUCAACAGGCUCAUCACCAACGAGGAGAGCCGUUACAACGCCCAGACAGGGAAGUUCACCUGCAACGUCCCUGGCUUCUACUACUUCACAUUCCAGGUGGUAUCCAAUGGGGACCUCUGCCUCUUCAUCAUGUCCCUCAAGAAUGGCAGGACCAAGCGCACCCUGGGCUUCUGCGACAGUAACGCGAGGAGGAUACACCAGGUCAACUCGGGGAGUCUGGUGCUGGAACUGGGGCUGAACGACCAGGUCUGGCUGGAGACGGACCCCGACAAGGCCAAGAUCUACACUGGGGAUGAGGCUGACAGCGUCUUCAGCGGCUUUCUGCUCUUCCCUUCCAAUUGAGAGGGGGGUGGUGUCGGGGUCGCGGGGCCCUGGGGAUGGCGGGGGGCACGGAGUUCUGAUUCAUAAGCCUAGUGGGGCCAGGUGCAUAGAAAUGGGCUGGGAAGGCUGACCGGAGAACCAGUUCAGGGCUGGCGAGGCAGAUGUUCAUAUCUGUCUCCUCUACCCAGAACCCCUUAGGAUUGAAGGGAAAUGGACCCAGAUCUUAAUUUCCUCUUCCUGUCAGUCCUCUGCAACCCCUUCCUCCCUGCAAGAGAGGCCCAGAAACUCAGCCCCAAAGCCAAGGUACAUCCCACCAACUCACCCAAAGAGCUGGCAUCUCGGCUGCCCGCUGCCCAGCCCUCCCGAUCCCAAGAAAACCCCAUGAGGACCCCAAUUCCUGCCUUGGUGGGAGGGAAUGAAGUGAGCCCACUUGCAGCUGGGUUCAGGGAUUGGUGCUUCACACAGAAUAAGUGCUCAAUAAAUACCAUUGAUUGAUUGAUUGAUGGAGGGUGGGGUGCGCAACCAUUCGCCCUUCAGUACCCUAGCUAGUUGCCCUGGCUGCCUAUUGGGCCGGGCUAGCUUUGCCCCUUACCACUCCGGUCCAGUAGUCUGGCUCUUCCAUGAACUCCAUUUGGCUAGAAAAGAUGAACUAAAUUGUCUCUAACUCCAAAUAAAAUUGUUCAGUUUUCUCCUUUCCCUCUGCUGCUUCUGCUGCUGCUGCUGCUGAGCUCAUCACCAACCCCCAUCCGCUGCCAUUUCAAGGCCCUCUCACCUGGUUCCCCUCACACCCAAACGGACGGACUGUCGGUGGAGCCAAAACUCUCCCAUCCAAGGCCAAGCUACUGGAGAAUCCCCGAACCCCUGACACUAGGGUUCCUCCUUCUUCCUUCCUUUCUUGCCUCCCCCACCAAACUGGACUUUCUCUUUUGGAGUCCGGGCAGGGGCGAAGGGAGAGGGGUGGGGGUUGAAUCCAGAGUCAUUCUGCCUGUCCUCCACUUCCAGCUUGGAUUUCUAUUUGUUCAGCCCAGUCCUGGGAAACCACAAGUAUCCUCCCCUCCCCACAAAGACCUUGUCCUCCCUGCCUUCUCUCUCCUCCACAUCCUCUGUCCUUUCCCCAGCUUCCCAAGCUCCACAUCCUCUAUGCCCUCCUUAUCCUCUCCAUCUUCUCUGCCCUCACAGGGAGCAGGAGAAAUGGUGGGUAGCCCUCAUUACCCCAUCCCCCCUUUUCCCAUCUGGGCUCUGCAGGCCCCUUCCCAACCCUCGGCCCCCUCCCAUCUCUGGAUCAGAUUUUGUCACUGCUGGACCACGAUGUCUUCAAUGGUCACUACUUCUGCCAGCUGGAUCCUACUGAGCCCUGCUACGCUUUCUGCUCUGCCAAUGGAGCCACCCCCUGCUGCCAGGUUGUGGAAAGGGGGGUGGGAGGGUCUUCCUUCUCCAUUUUGCCUCCUAUCAUCUCGAAGCAAACCCCAGGACAUACAUAAUGCCGUCAAUAAAUAAAGUACCAACAGGUGUUCUGCUC